AUGAGCGGGAUCUCUUCACUUUCUGAAUACUUUUUGGUGUUACCUACCAUCGCAAAUAUUUUGUUGCAGGUUUGCUCGGAAACCUUAAUAUAUGAUCCUUUAAAUCAUUCUUUCGUUACGCAAAUUGUUUAUUGA
Molecule: messenger RNA, 135 nt
Organism: Funneliformis caledonium
Lineage: Eukaryota; Fungi; Glomeromycota; Glomeromycetes; Glomerales; Glomeraceae
Source: the annotation of a GenBank genome assembly